Molecule: messenger RNA, 2190 nt
Organism: Penicillium canariense
Lineage: Eukaryota; Fungi; Ascomycota; Eurotiomycetes; Eurotiales; Aspergillaceae
Product: LIM domain-containing protein
Exons: 3
Coding region: 1-2190 (729 amino acids)
Source: RefSeq, a predicted model, not a curated record
AUGGCGACGAUGAAUAUGGGCUUUCUGCCCACGAUCAAAUGCUCCAACUGCGGAAACAAUGUUGAGAUUUCGGCCAUGGGCGACCAUAUGCAUCAUGUUGACUCUCGACCCCUCCCGGACAGCCCCUAUUGCAACGAUUCCUCCAUCACCACCCCCUCCGCGGGGCUGGACGCUCCAGACCGACUGACGACGGCCAUGGCGGCCAAACCCGGUCGGUCUGGAGCGCCCCCUCGCAUCGACCCUUCGAUCGCAAAUCGCGCAUUCCUCCAACCAAACAUGCCCACGCCGGCGAGCAGUAUUGGGUCGCAGAUGCCGUCCCCUCUUUCGAUUCACUCGGCCCUCCGUUCUCCAAUGCAUUUGCCGUCGCCCACCACCCAGGUGUCGCCGGAUGACGAGUCGGUGAUCGACCUGGAUACAGUAUUUUCCUUCCCCAUGCCUGGUAAUCGGUCGCCGGCCCUUGUGGGAACCCCUGGGAGAAUGGGUGAUGGCCCAGUGCCCCCAGCGCGGUCCCCAGCGCGAUCCCCAGCACCAACGCCGUCUCCGCGACUGGGGUUAGAGCUGGUCCCAGAGAAUAUAGAGCUCCCACCCAGUCCCCUCCCACCACAACCGGAGUCGACAGAGAUGGGACAUCGCCGGGGUGAUUCAAUGGCCAGCCACAGCAGCUACCGCACCUCUCUGGCGAGCACUCGCUACGGCAGUUCGACCGCGCGGUCGUCGACCCAUAGCUUCACUCGUGGCUUCCGCUCAUUCAUGGACGAUACUCCGCCAGUGCCGCCAGCACCCCUCCGCACUCCCAACAAAUCAUCUUUUCCUCGCGACUCAAACCACUCGGUGAGCUCUGCCUAUCCUAGCGACCGAGGAGAAGCCUACAGUGGAUUUAAUUUUGGCACCUCGCCCGCCCACAACCACAACGCGACUGGUCUCCAUGACCUUCCGGAGGAAAGCUCGCUCAAUCAGUCUAGAGUCAACCAUAAUCAUGAUUACCAACCCUAUGUAUCGAGCCGCCUACACCCGGCAGAUGCAGAGGCAGGGAGCGACGCCCCCAGGAAGAACUCGGACGCGACGAGCGAAAGUGCCAUUUCAAUAACCAAUUUUGCCCGCGCUCUGGGCUUGGACGAUCAUCAGGCUCAUAAGCCCGAAGGCUCGAUGUCGUCCGAAUCGUCCCCGUCGGACACUCGAAGCGGAAGUUCCAUGUCCAGCCUUCCCUCCGAUACCAGCUUGAACCGGCAUAAGACAUCUGAUCCCCUCAACUUGGGCCCUUUGGUGGAAGCACUUCCUCCACGAACGCGACAAACCAUCCUGGAACUGCCUGGCCGCAUCCGCAGCACAAUGGACGAUGUGCCCCCGAUUCCUGCGGUCUUCUUCAGCCCUGAUUCUCCGACGGAUCCGGCGAUUGGCCGAGGCGGUCUAUCACUGAUUGCUGAGAAGCGUGAGAUAGCCCCCGCCAAGCAGCAGCAACCCCAGGAGCCCCCUUCACCUCGUCGGCCGAUUCAGCGCUCGGCAACAGCACCGAUUCCUCGGCCCGCAACCAGCUCAGGAAGCCGCUCCAAGGGUAACUGUAAGGGGUGUGGCGAGGCGAUCAUGGGCAAGUCCAUCUCGUCAUCGGAUGGCCGUCUCACCGGGCGAUAUCACCGCGGAUGCUUUGUUUGUUUUGAAUGCCACUCCCCCUUCCAAACCGCCGAUUUCUAUGUCCUCAACAACCGGCCUUAUUGUGCCCAGCACUACCACGAGCGCAAUGGAUCCCUGUGUUCGACUUGCCACCAUGGUAUCGAGGGGCAAUACCUCGAGACAGUCGAACAGAAUGGCGGCCAUCCCGAUCGACGACGAUUCCACCCCGAUUGCCUGCAAUGUCGAACGUGCCAUGUGUCGCUCAAGGGAGACUACUUCGAGUGGAACGGCGAAGUUUACUGUGAACAAGAUGCCCGGCGUGCUGCAAAUGCCUACUACCGGCCACCACCGGGGCCGUCGGGAUCGCUGAGACCGCCAGGCCCGUCCGGACCGCCCGGUCGUCGACGACCCACGAUCGGAUCUUCUCCUCUGGCACAACCUCGUGGCAAUCCGCCGGCCGGUUACCCACCUCCACCCUCGCCGGCGCCGAGCAGCGCGGGGGCUCGCCUCGGUCCACGGUACCCAUCCGGGGGGGCCAGGCGCUUCCCCGAGCGGAGAACCACCAAGCUCAUGAUGAUCUGA